AUGGCUUCUGAAGCAGCAAAGCCAGAAAGCCGCCUCCGAUCAUCACGCACGCAGCUACCGAGGAGAGCUUCCAGCCCCCCUGCCCCGAUGGGCCCAACCGCUGCGAAAGCAGAGGCUGAUCCACCGGCAAGCCGCCGAGCUGUGAGGUCUUCCGGACUCCACAGCGCUACAGCCGCGUCUCAAGCAAGGGAGGCGGCUUUGCGGCAGGCUUUUCCGGCUCGCAACCAGUCACCUCGAAGACGUGAGCUGUCACCGCAGCCAAAACCGAGGAUACCUGUCCAAACACGAAGUGCGCGCCUGGCGUCAUCGGGUCGAGCUGAGGCACAGGCGCCUGCUCGUCAGCAGGGUGCACCGCCACCUGCCGACAAGAACAAGCAGGCUGUGCAGGCUCUCCGGCGCCUGGUUGACCUCAAGGAGGUCAUCUGUCAAGAGGACAGAGCAAAAAGUCCGCAGCUCCCUGGAAGCUCUGUGCUGGUGCACAGCAUCGCCAGUGAAGAGCUCUUCCCCCCAGUCAUGCUGGACGACCUGGCAGGACAGGCGGCGGAGGCUGCGAGCACAGCAUGCAGCCCAAGUCUGUACUCCGCCGGUGCAGCUGGAGGAGGUGGUGGCGGCAGCUCAACUACGGAUGAGAGAAUGCGACAGCUCGUCCUCGAGAACCAGGCUUUGCGGGAGGCAUUCGGAGACACGCAGAAGAGGUUGAUGGAGCUGGAGGAUGAGAGACAAUGCUUCCUCGACGAGGGUGUGUAUGAUGUGGUAAACUCCAUCUGUGGCCAAACCGGGCUUUCUCCCAAAGCGGGCCUUACCGGGUUGAUGGGCGACGCAGACAACCACACCACCAAGACCAAUGGUGAUGCUGGUGCCAUCACCUUCCAUAUUGGCAGUGUGGACCCGUCUGCUGACCUGCUGGCACUUGCGGGUUCGCCGGUGGCUCCGCCGCCUUCAGCUGACCUGCUGGCACUGGCGGGUUCGCCGGCGGCCCUGCCGCUGUCGCCUCUGUCCCUCGCUCAGAUGGUGGCGAGGAGGUCGGAGCAGGAUCUUCGGUCAGCAGAGCUGAGUGGUGAGAACGACAAGCUCAGACGUGAGCUUGAGCGAACCACAAAAAUACUGGAGGUUCUGGAGCAGCAGAGGCAUCUGGCAGAGGACAAGAUGUUGGCGCUGGAGCAGGAGCAUGCGGUGCUUGUGCGAAGACUGGCGGAGAUGGAGGGAGGUGCACGAUCAGAGCUUUCCCCCGACUCUUUCGAGGUCGGGACCGUCAAGCCGUCAAGUCUCUUCUAUGUAAUGUAA
Messenger RNA from Symbiodinium necroappetens, 1284 nucleotides. Lineage: Eukaryota; Dinophyceae; Suessiales; Symbiodiniaceae. The record is from the annotation of a GenBank genome assembly.